Messenger RNA from Lentinula edodes (shiitake mushroom), 1500 nucleotides. RefSeq lists its product as uncharacterized. The coding region runs from base 174 to 1379 and encodes 401 amino acids. The record is from RefSeq and is a predicted model, not a curated record. The transcript is spliced from 7 exons. NCBI's taxonomy places the organism in Eukaryota, Fungi, Basidiomycota, Agaricomycetes, Agaricales, Omphalotaceae.
UUUGUGAUCCUAUUACAUUGGGGAGUAAUCGAGAACUAUGGAAAUUCAAACUGGAGAUGUAUAAAACCCAAUACAUGAACGCAUACACUAGUGUACAUUUGGUUUCUUGAUUUCAAACACUUUCCUUCUCUUUUAUUCUUCUUGCUGAGGACCCUUGCUGAAUCUUCUUUCUGAUGUCAACCACCAUACUGAUGGGUGCAGGCACUACCUACCAUAAUUUCUUCGAUCCUUCCUACAUGACCACAUCUUCCACACCCCAGGCAAACAUAACAUUUGUCUUUGUUGGCAUUGGCAACUAUUCUAUUACACAAAGUUCUUUCGAAUCACCUUGCACCCCGUUAGAUGGUGGUUUCGACAGUGGGCUCGUGCAUACCGAGAACUCGAGUACCGCGGCACGAGCAACAUUGACGCUAGGGACUGUCGCAGUUUGGUUUUUCUCUCAACAGUCGGACCCAGAUUGGCGUUGUAAUUCAAGCAUAGUCGGCGCUCUCAAUCCUCCUGUCACUGGAAAUCUGACAUUCGCCAGUUUUCUUGCAAACGCAAACGCAACAGGUCCUACAACAAGUCGUUCAGCUACGGCUGCAACCUUGGACCCAAGUACAGUGGUGCCAAGGACCAGUUCUUUGUCGGAGACUCAUUCUGCAAUUGCAACGGCACCUACCGCCUCUACCAGUUAUCCUCCAGCUAUAACUGGGCACUCUGUCACUGCAGGCGCUAUAGUAGGAGGAGUGCUGGGAGGGGCGAUAGUUGUGGUUGUAGCCCUUCUAGCUGUCCUGUUUUCUCUACGAGAAAGAGAAGCACGUCGUAGAACUUCCGUACGACGACGUUCAAUUCUCGCUCAGGAUUUGGAAGGGAAUUUAAAAUUCGACUCGCUGGCAGGCCAUACAGAUGACGGCACACGGAGGAAAUCCAUUCCUCAAUUAGACCAUCCAGAACUGCUCACUCAAAUGAAUCUUCUUGAUUAUGACCCUUGUACGAAUGUGGCACACUUCCCUGCAGUUUCAAUAGUACUUCAGCGGCCGAAGUUGUCUUCUACAGAAUUUAUAGCUCCCGCUUCCAGGAAUCUCUCGGGAUCAGAAUCCAAUGUAGAAGAUCCCACAGAAGCAUCUCGUCAAAGAGAUACAGCCAUAGAGAAUUCUCCCUUGAUUAUCAACAGAAAUGUCGGUGAAAUUAGGGCACAACGCCUCAUUGAAAAUGUAUGCAUUGAAGCUGAGCGGGCCAUUGCUGAAAUUCGUCGUGCUCAAACGAAUGCAAAUGCUGUGAUUCUCAAUGCGAGCAGCGGGGAAAACGCAAUCGACGACGGCAAUGCACACGUUCUUUUUUCGGAAACCCCUCCCCCUCCAUAUCAACUUUCUGACACACUCAAGCGGAAUGUAUGAUCGUUCAUGAGUGCAUGAGUCCUCAAGCUUGUACAUACUGAAUAUAAUAAGAUAUAAUAGUAAUACUGUAAUAGAAUAGUGCCGGUUUAAGCGCCAGCAUAACUCGUGUCAAUAUGAACAA